AUGGCUGAUACCAACCCUCUAUAUCUCGUCCAAGGCGUCCCCGGAAAGGGUCACGGUCUUGUUGCAGCUUCAAAGAUCUCCAAAGGCACACGCAUCCUCUCCGAGGCUCCCCUGAUACAGGUGCCUCGAGAUGUGAAUGACAAGGAUCAACUUCGUCGUUCCAUAGCCGCCAAGCUUGCCUCCCUCUCAGAGGAUCAACGACGGUCAUACUUCGCAUUGAAGAAUUCUCAUGCAGAAGAGGGCAGCGAACUCGGGAUCGCUAAGACGAACGCUCUCCCUUUGGGCUCGGGUGCGCCUAAAGGGGCCGUUUUCUUGGUUGCGUCUCGCAUCAAUCAUUGCUGCCAUCAGAACGCCCAGAAUACCUGGAAUGAGAAGCUUCAGAAACUCACAAUUCAUGCCUGUCAAGACAUUGAAGAAGGAGAAGAAAUCACCAUCACGUACCUGUCAGAGCAUGCAGGCUAUGUGGCCCGCCAGCGCACUCUUCAAGCCAGGUUUCGCUUUCGCUGCUCCUGCCAUGUCUGUUCUCUGCCCAUUUCCGAUCGCAAACUGAGUGAUGGCAGGCUGCAUGAGAUUCAGAAGCUAGACGAUGCAAUCGGUGACGGAAUGGCGCUUCUUUCCACCCCUCUCGACACCCUCCACAACGUGCAGAGAUUGUUGGAGCUGCUCAAAGUCGAGGGCCUUGGCGAUGCAAGCGUCCCCAGAGCUUAUUAUGACGCAUUUCAGGUCACUGUCACUCAUGGAGAUCUAGCGAGGGCUAAAGUCUUUGCUGAGCGAGCAAUGUCGAGUCGAAAGGUUCUGGAAGGAGACGACAGCCCUGACGUGGAAAGGCUACAGCGACUAUACCACAAUCCAUCUCAGCAUAGAUCCUACGGCAUCUCAAACAAGUGGAAAUCUAGUAUUGGAGACUUCCCAAAAGAAUUGGCGGCUGAUGAGCUUGAACUUUGGCUUUGGCGGCAGCAAAAGCCUUGCGACUUGCAAUUUGCAGACCUACGAUGCGAGCCAACCUUCCCAGCGUUUGAAAAUCUUCCUGGGGAACACGACGUCAACUUCGAGUUCUACGAAAGUACGGUCGGGGUUACUCUUCAUCCAAACAAGCAUUGGGCUUUCUUGGGCGAAAUCGUGGACGUGGAAGCUAUGUUCCGCUUGAGGCUUAUCGUCAAGGACAGGAACGAGCAAGAGAUCCCGGUUGCUUUCUACACUAACCAAGCUGGGUACGAACUAGCUCCCUCGAUGCGCGUGGUUGGAUAUACUGUUGUAAUACUCUACGCCGAACAACAUGGAUUUUUGGAUCUUACUUUCGGUAUCCGUCUUGAGAGACCAGAGCUUCUGAGGAUAUUUCCUGUCUCUCUAAAUGAAUUGCAUCUGCUGAGUGACAGAGUGCAAAAGCAUGCCAAGGUUGUCGAUGGCAUGAGAACUUGCCAGGGCUGCAAUAGCAAAUCAGCUUCCCUACGGAAAUGCGCCAGGUGUGGUUUCUUCUGGUACUGUAACAAGUUCUGCCAGACUAUGGGUUGGAAUGACAACGGCCACAAGAAGGAUUGCAAACUUCUAAAAGAUCCUGACCUGAGGGGACUGUUUCUUCUGAAGUGGAACAACUAUGACAGGCACAUGACCUUUCCUUUGAGGUUGGAAGAUUAAAUAUGUAGCAGCUUAGGGCUGUUCGAUGGAGACACACCUCUACACCGGGCUGCGUACAAGGGACUUAAGGAC
This is a messenger RNA of Ilyonectria robusta, 1707 nucleotides long. RefSeq lists its product as uncharacterized. The transcript has 3 exons. NCBI's taxonomy places the organism in Eukaryota, Fungi, Ascomycota, Sordariomycetes, Hypocreales, Nectriaceae. Bases 1 to 1635 code for a protein of 544 amino acids. The record is from RefSeq and is a predicted model, not a curated record. Gene Ontology annotation, molecular function: protein binding.